AUGUAUGCUCUGACUCAGCCAGAGCUAAUCUCUCCUUCUCAGGUUCUCACCUUCUGGAGGACAGCAAAUUACGAUGAUGGAAGUGAAAAUGGUUCUCCAUCUCUCACCUGCGAUUAUGAAGGUCAAGAGUAUGUAGUCUCACCAGCGACCGUUAGGAAGGCUCUUCAUCUUCCUGAAGAAAAGAAGUAUGAUGCUUCAGUACCCACUCAGACUUUACGUGACAUGAUGAUUUUUCUUGGGUAUUCUGCAAGCACAGACAAAAUGGGGGAACUUAAGCGUCCACACCUCUGCAAGGAGUGGAGCUUCUUCUAUGACUGCAUAACCAGGGCUUUUGCUUUACCUGACAAGUAUGAAGCCUUAUUCUCUGAUGAGAAUAUCCCACAGCCUCCAUCUCCUGCUCAUGAACCAAUAGCAAAAUCUGAUCCCAAACCAACCUCUGGUUCUUCUCAACAAGGACCAGUUGAAAAAUCUUCACUAAAAAGGAUACUCAGAUCCACCAAAUCCCCAAUCAAACCUUCCCCUCCUCCCAGAAAAAGAAGAUUUCUACAGAAAAUUUCAGACUCUGAAUCAGAUGAAGACAUUCCUCCUCCUCCACCAGCAAAGAAACUGAGAAAGAAAAUAAAGCCAACCUCUAUCACUGAUCUGACUGUGGAACCACCUCAGUCAGAGGAUCCUGAACAAGCCUUGAUUCCAUUCUCUGAUCAAUCUGCAGAGCCCCUAUUGAUUGAACCUCUUUCUGCAAUGCCACUUGAUAUUGCUGCAGCUGACAAACAAAUGUUAGAGUCAACCUCUGAUCACAAUGAUCAGACAGAGGGAAACAAGUCUGUUGAAGAAAGAAUUGCAGCUGAUACUGAUAUAUCAGAAAAACCCUCUGAUGCACCAAGUAAAUCAGAGGAUGCACAAAUAGAAAUGGUACUCCAGCUAAUCCAGGAUUCUCUGGUUCAACCUGAAGAUAUUGUUGCAGCUCCUGCUCAGGAGAUUCCCAUGGCUGAAAACUCUGAGGCAGCCACUGAAGCUCUAGAGUCACAUACUCUGAGUGUUUCUCUUGCAGACAUUGAUGAUGAUGAAGGAACAGAAGUCACAUCAACCCCCAUUCAAGCUCCUGGUAUACAUUCUAUUAUCUCUGAGCCAGUCAGAGAACCUACACCAGAAAGGGUUGAUUCCCCAGUUAAGGCAAUGUCACCAGUCAGGGAAUCCACUCCUUUUAUAGCUCCUGCAGUUCCAGGUUCUCCACUUCCAUUCUCUGAGCCUGCCAGAAGGAGAAUCUGCCACUUGUCUUAUAAUCACAGGAUGUGCAGAACCAUGUCACCUUCUGUUGAGGACAGACUUACCUCUAUUGAAGCUACUCAGGUUUCAAUGAAUUAUACUCUGGCAGAUUUGAGUGCUUCUGUGGCACAACUGGUACAGGUUCUCACCUCUGCUGAUGUCAAAAAGGGGGAGAAAACAUCCAAAGACAAAUGCAAACCUGAUCAGCAAAUGAAAAGGAAAAAGCCAGAUGAUGAUGAGGAAGAAAAAGGGGAGAUGAGCAAACAGCAAAAGCUGCUGCAGAUCAAAGAAACAAAGAAGAACAGUAAAGAAGCAGCAAGCUCUGAUAGACCACCCAGAGAAUCUCAAAAACAGAAAUCCUUGGAAUUGACUGUUGUAACUCAAGCUCAGAGUAUAAGCAAAGCAGUCAGAGAUUCAGAUGCUGUAUCUAAAGAGAUAAAUCUUGUGAGCUCUGAGGUGGAAAAGAAGAAAGAAAAAUUGGUUGCUGAAGCUGAAAAGUUGAUUGAAGCUGGAGACCCUGAGUCUUAG
Molecule: messenger RNA, 1794 nt
Organism: Daucus carota subsp. sativus
Lineage: Eukaryota; Viridiplantae; Streptophyta; Magnoliopsida; Apiales; Apiaceae
Exons: 2
Coding region: 1-1794 (597 amino acids)
Source: RefSeq, a predicted model, not a curated record